Messenger RNA from Gekko japonicus, 936 nucleotides. Its product is annotated as olfactory receptor 1B1-like. Gene Ontology annotation, biological process: G protein-coupled receptor signaling pathway. The transcript has a single exon. NCBI's taxonomy places the organism in Eukaryota, Metazoa, Chordata, Lepidosauria, Squamata, Gekkonidae. The coding region runs from base 1 to 936 and encodes 311 amino acids. The record is from RefSeq and is a predicted model, not a curated record. Gene Ontology annotation, cellular component: membrane. Gene Ontology annotation, molecular function: olfactory receptor activity; G protein-coupled receptor activity.
AUGGACUGUGAGAAUGGCACGGAUGUUGCGGAGUUUGUGCUUCUGGGGUUCUCCUCACAACCCAAAGAAAAGCCUUUCUUCUUCGCCUCUUUUCUGCUGAUGUAUGGGGCAGGCCUCCUGGGCAACAUCGUGAUGGUCCUUCUGAUCACCGUGGAUGCCCGGCUUCAGACCCCCAUGUACUUCUUGCUGCGGAGCCUUUCUGUGGUGGACAUGGGCUUCCUCACAGUCACGGUGCCUCAGAUGCUGGUUCACCUCUUGUCCUCUUCCAAGGCAAUCCCUUUCUAUUCCUGCAUGGCUCAGUUCUUCUUCUUCUACGUGUUUGGUGUCACAGACAUCUUCAUGGUGAGUGUCAUGGCUCUGGAUCGCUAUGUCGCCAUUUGCAACCCGCUCCACUAUGCUACGGUGAUGAGCCAGAAAGUCUGUGGACGUUUGGUGGCUGGGUGCUGGAUCGUUUCCACCCUCCACUCCAUGCUGCAUGCUGGCCUCCUCCUGCGCCUCAGUUAUUGUGGGGACAACCACCUGUCCCACUUCUUCUGCGACCACCAGCCCUUGCUCCAGCUCUCCUCCUCAGACACCAGCGCCAACGAAGCGGCCAUCUUCUUCGAGGGCGUUCCCGUCAUCCUCGGGCCUUUUGCCUUCAUCGUCGUCACCUAUGUCCGCAUCGUGGCAGCUGUGAUAAAGUUCUCUGCUGCAAGAAGGCGCAAAGCUUUCUCCACGUGUAGCUCUCAUCUUACCAUGGUGCUGCUCUUCUACGGUGCUGUCACUGGGGUCUACUUCCUACCCACGUCCAGCUAUUCUUCCCAACGAGGGACCAUUUUUGCUCUCGUGUACACGAUUGUCACCCCCAUGUCCAACCCCUACAUCUACAGUCUCAGGAAUAAAGACGUCAAAAAGGCCCUGAGGAACCUCUUGGGUAGGAUAUCGUUUUCUCACUAA